AUGCUCCGCCCCCGCCCCCAUCAGGCUAUGAUUCCUACGCUCCUCCUGGGCAUCGCAGCGACCAAGGAGGCCGUUAUUCCCGCAAUGAUCGCGAUGACCGCUACCAGCCCUCGCGCCGUUCCGACAACCACCCGCUCCCUCCGAGACCUCAAGACCCGUAUCCCACCUUUCGUGGCUCUGAUUCAUUCCGACCACCCCAGGCCUACGGAAGACUUUGCAGACGCCCAGAAUGGAGUGACUUACAGGGCACUCGAUCAACUAUCAGAUAGUGAUGAGGCCGACAUGGACAUCUCGGAUGACGAAAACGAUGCCGCGCAGCCAACUGCAAAGCGCGCGCGCACAGCGGGCAAUUCGACUUUGGCCGAUGAAGCUCCUAAGUGGUCCAACCCGGACCCUUACACUGCACUGCCUCCUGAGCAAGAUCCAGACAAGAAGAAGAAGGAUGUGGUUCAAUUAAUCCGCAAGGCCCGCGUUGAACCUGCCAAGAACACGAGGACCUCGCUCCUUGCUGAUGACGAAGACUUUAUUCGAUGCGACUCUGGUAGUGAGGACGACGGGGACGAAGAGGAGUUCAUCGAUCCCCUGACUUACAGCCGCCAGCGUUCGAACAACCAGGGAGCACCGCAACCUACUUCCGUGUCGGCUGCACAAGCCACCAGCUCAGCACCAAGCAAAGCCUUAGCGACUUCCACUGCUAACAAGGCAAUAAAGCGGGUCGAUUUUGACAUGGACUUGCCCGGGUCAUCAGAUUUAGGUUCGCGCAAGCGCACACACGAUGAUGUGUUGAAGCUACCAGCUCACGCACAGCUCAAAGCUGCGCCUAAGAGGCCUAGUGGAGGUUCUAUUGUCUCCGAUUGGCGACUGAAGAAAGGCGAGAAUCACUCGCCGUGGGUUACGUCUCCAAGCUCGACAACUCAGGUCAAUGUCAGGUUCCACAUGGAAAUCAGCGACUUCUAUGAUUUGGUGAGACCACGUGAGUUCGAAGACCGUCUUCGUGGAAACCUCGUCAAUGAGCUUAAUCGCAUCCUUGACAAGAACGGCAGUUGGCGGGGCCGUAAGCUGCAUGCUUUUGGGUCCUUCAUGUCUGGCUUGUACUUGCCAACUGGCGACAUGGAUCUUGUCUUGUGUUCUGACGCCGUGCUCUCCGGAGGUAGCACGCUGCCUGUGGGUCUUAAUCAGCUCAAGCAGUUCAGGAAUUACCUCCGUUCGAGCCGCGUUGCAGUCCACAACCAUUUCGAGAUGAUCUCGAAGGCGAGGGUUCCCUUGGUGAAGUAUGUCGACAGCAAUACUGGCUUGAAGGUUGACAUCUCCUUCGAAAACCCCAGUGGUGUUAUUGCCAUUCAAACCUUCAGGGCUUGGAGGGAGCAGUACCCUGUCAUGCCUGUUCUAGUGACUAUCAUCAAGCAGUUCUUGUUGAUGCGUGGCCUUAACGAGCCGGUGAACGGCGGUAUCGGCGGCUUUUCUGUCAUUUGCAUGGUCAACCAAGUCACUACGUUCACUUACAAAAACCCUGACCGCUUGUCCAUCAUCGAUCCCAACAAUCCUGCAAACGACAUUUCAGGCGGUUCCCAGAACUACCCUCAGAUCAAGGCCUGCUUCGCCGAGGCACACAAGCUUUUGCAAGAGAGGAUUGAGCGGAUCGCGAGAGGCGAGAAACACAACAGCAUCCUUGAGAUCAUACUAGGAGGCAACUACGCCAUGUUUCGCGAGCAGCGAAACUACUUGCGCAAAGUGCACCGCAAGGUUUUCGGCUACUGCGACGAGUGA
Messenger RNA from Diaporthe citri, 1767 nucleotides. RefSeq lists its product as uncharacterized. Gene Ontology annotation, molecular function: poly(A) RNA polymerase activity; mRNA binding. The transcript has 4 exons. Lineage: Eukaryota; Fungi; Ascomycota; Sordariomycetes; Diaporthales; Diaporthaceae. Gene Ontology annotation, biological process: RNA 3'-end processing. Bases 1 to 1767 code for a protein of 588 amino acids. The record is from RefSeq and is a predicted model, not a curated record. Gene Ontology annotation, cellular component: nucleolus; TRAMP complex.